Leptonychotes weddellii (Weddell seal) is the source of this 2466-nucleotide messenger RNA. Lineage: Eukaryota; Metazoa; Chordata; Mammalia; Carnivora; Phocidae. The record is from RefSeq and is a predicted model, not a curated record.
UAAGCUUCAACUUACCGCCAGAAUAGCAGAGAGCCAGCCUGAUUGAUUGGUUGCACAGAUAGAUGUGCAUUAAGUCCUGCUAGCGUGCAGGAUGCUGUGGCUGUUAAGGAGGAAAGAGGAUAGGGUCUAUGUCCUGUGGAGGUGCCUGGAGUGUAGCUGGAGAGGGAAGACUUCAAUAGACCAGUUCAAGACUGGAUAGAACCCAACUUGGACAAAUGCUCUGCACUGCUAGUCACCGAAGCUAGUGUAAUUGGAGAGGUACAUGGAGCAGUUGGGAACUGAGAUCAGCCUUGAAGAUAAUUGUUUACUGAUUCAAGGACGGUGUGUCUUCCAAGUUCUGGGGAACUGAGCAAAAGUUAGGAGAAGAGAAGUAUUGGUUUGGUGCAAGGAACUAGCAAAAGUCAUGUAGAUAGAGCAUUUGUGUAGAAAUAGGAAAUGUAGUUUGGACAAGGAAGGUAAGCCCAGAUCAAGGAGAUUUUUUUUUUUUUUUGAACAUUGCCGAGAAGAGUUUGGACUUUGUAUUGGAGUCAGUGAAAAGACUUGGAGAUUUUUGAGUUAGGUGUGAAAGACAAAAGGAUUCAUUUAUUCAAGGCACUUACGAUGUGCCAGGUUCUGUGCUAGGUUGGAGAUUCAUUGGUGAAGAAGAUCAGAAUGGAAAGAUGUCCGAGAUUAAGAAGAAGAUCCAGUCAGUCCUUCCUGGAGGGGCCUGGAAUCCACCGUACGACACCAGCUACCUGCCCCCUGAACACUCAGAUGUGGUGAUUGUGGGGGGUGGGGUGAUUGGCCUGUCCGUGGCCUAUUGGCUGAAGAGGUUGGAGAAGCCACGAGGUGCCAUUCGGGUGCUGGUGGUGGAACGGGACCACACGUAUUCCCAGGCCUCCACUGCGCUGUCUGUGGGCGGGAUUCGUCAGCAGUUCUCGGUGCCUGAGAACAUCCAGCUCUCCCUCUUUUCAGUUGAGUUUCUGCGGAACAUCAAUGAGUACCUGGCUGUAGUCGAUGACCCUCCCCUGGACAUCCAGUUCAACCCCUCGGGUUAUCUCUUGCUGGCUUCGGAAAAGGGGGCUGCAGUCAUGGAGAGCAACGUGAAGGUGCAGAGGCAGGAAGGAGCCAAAGUCUGUCUGAUGUCUCCUGAGCAGCUUCGGAACAAAUUUCCCUGGAUAAACACAGAGGGUGUGGCGUUGGCAUCUUACGGGAUGGAGUACGAAGGUUGGUUUGACCCCUGGUGUCUGCUCCAGGGGCUUCGGCGGAAGGUCCAGUCCAUGGGGGUCCUCUUCUGCCACGGAGAGGUGACACGUUUUGUCUCUUCGUCUAGCCACACGGAGACCACAAGUGGGGAAGAGGUGACUUUGAAAAGGAUCCAUGAAGUCCAUGUGAAGAUAGACCGCAGCCUGGAGUACCAGCCCGUGGAAUGUGCCCUCGUGAUCAACGCGGCGGGGGCCUGGUCUGGCCAGAUCGCGGAGCUGGCUGGUGUCGGGAAGGGGCCGCCUGGCACCCUGCAGGGCACCAAGCUACCCGUGGAGCGGAGGAAAAGGUAUGUGUACCUGUGGCACUGCCCCCAGGGACCGGGCCUGGAGACCCCAUUCGUCGUAGAUGCCAGUGGAGCCUAUUUCCGCCGAGAAGGACUAGGCAACAACUAUCUGGGCGGCUGUAGCCCCACUGAGGAGGAGGAACCGGACCCAGGGAACCUGGAAGUGGACCAUGAUUUCUUCCAGGACAAGGUGUGGCCCCCUUUGGCCCAGAGGGUACCAGCUUUUGAGACUCUGAAGGUUCGGAGUGCUUGGGCUGGCUAUUACGACUACAACACCUUCGACCAGAAUGGUGUGGUGGGUCCCCACCCACUUGUCGUCAACAUGUACUUUGCCACGGGCUUCAGUGGCCAUGGGCUCCAGCAGGCCCCUGCCGUGGGGCGAGCUGUGGCAGAGAUGGUGCUGGAUGGCCACUUCCAGACUAUCAACCUGAACCCCUUCCACUUCAGCCGCUUUUACUUGGGAGAGAAGGUCCAGGAGCACAACAUCAUCUGAGCCUGUAAGCUCUUCGCUGGGCCCCGCUGCCCCAUCCGUGACCCUUGGCUCACAUUCACAUCCUCCUCACUGUGGCUUCCUCCCCAGCACCAAGCCAGGCUCUCCUCCAUCCUCCUGUCCCCGUGGGGCUGGGCAGGCAGGCCGACUGUAGGCUUUGAGAGGCACUGUGCCUUAGGCCCAGGCCAACAGAAUGAUGGGGUGAGACCCCAGGACUGAUCUCUGGCCCAGGCCAAGGCCGCCCACCAAGGUAGUGCAGCUGGGUGGAAUACCUGAGCACGUGCCCCAAGACUGGCGUCUUUCUGGUACUGACCCAGAAAGAUUGCCUCUGCCUGUCUUUGGCAGGCUCCAGCAGAGCUCAGGCAGGGGGCAUUGCAGGGCAGCCUGGCCCAGAUUUAGUGAUUGUUUACCUUUUUCAUCAGUCAAUAAAAUGUGAUUACUUUUUCCA